CGGAGACAGACGCGGACACUCGGUGGACCCGCGGCGGUGGCGGUGGCGGCAGCGCGAUGACGGCGGCGUCCGGCUGCCCCCGCUGCUCCCCCCGCUGCCCCCGCUGCUCCCCCGGCAGCUGCCCCUUCCCCCGCGCUGGCGGCUGGGCGGCCGCCUGGCGGGGCGCGGCGCUGCGCUUCGCGCUGGCGCUGCUUCUCCACACGGCCCGGGCCGAGAAGGAAGCUUUCAUCCAGUCGGAUGGCAUAAUAGAAAUGCUACGUUUUGAUGAAGGAGACCUAUUGCAGACUGAGACGACUUUAGGCCUCAGUUCGUAUCAACAAAAAAGUGUAUCCCUGUAUCGGGGAAAUUGCCGACCUCUCCGGUUUGAGCCACCAAUGCUGGACUUCCAUGAACAGCCAGUUGGAAUGCCAAAAAUGGAAAAAGUUUACCUACAUAACCCUAGCUCAGAAGAAACAAUUACAUUAGUAUCAAUAUCUGCUACAACAUCACAUUUUCAUGCAUCGUUUUUCCAAAAUAGGAAAAUUCUUCCAGGAGGGAAUACGUCCUUCGAUGUAGUUUUCCUCGCAAGAGUAGUGGGAAAUGUAGAGAACACUUUAUUUAUUAACACUUCUAAUCAUGGGGUAUUUACUUAUCAGGUGUUUGGCAUUGGAGUUCCGAAUCCCUAUCGAUUGCGCCCAUUUAUUGGGGCACGAGUUCCUGUAAAUAGCAGUUUCUCUCCUAUAAUAAAUAUACAUAACCCUCACAGUGAACCUUUGCAGGUGGUAGAAAUGUAUUCCAGUGGAGGUGAUCUCCAUUUAGAGCUUCCAACAGGUCAGCAGGGAGGUACAAGAAAGCUAUGGGAAAUACCUCCCUAUGAAACAAAAGGAGUGAUGAGAGCCAGCUUUUCUUCAAGAGAAGCAGAUAAUCAUACAGCCUUCAUUAGAAUAAAAACAAAUGCCUCAGACAACACAGAAUUUAUUAUUCUCCCUGUUGAAGUAGAAGUUACAACAGCACCAGGAAUCUAUUCAUCAACAGAAAUGCUAGAUUUCGGUACACUACGAACACAAGAUCUGCCAAAAAUUUUAAAUUUGCAUUUAUUAAAUUCAGGAACAAAAGAUGUGCCAAUUACAAGUGUUAAACCUACACCACAGAACGAAGCUAUAACAGUACAUUUCAAGCCCGUUACGUUAAAAGCCUCUGAAAGUAAAUAUACCAAAGUUGCAAGUAUUAGCUUUGAUGCAUCAAAAGCAAAAAAAGCGUCACAGUCUUCUGGGAAAAUAACUGUUAAAGCAAAAGAGAAGAGCUAUUCAAAACUUGAAAUACCGUAUCAAGCAGAAGUGUUGGAUGGAUAUUUAGGAUUUGAUCAUGCUGCCACACUCUUUCACAUCCGUGACAGUGCUGCUGAUUCCGUGGAAAGACUGAUCUAUCUAACAAACACCUUCAGUUUUGCAGUCCUUAUACAUGAUGUUGUGUUACCAGAAGAAGCAAAACCAAUGUUUAAAGUCCAGAACUUCAGCAAACCAGUCUUAAUUCCACCUAAUGAAUCCAGAUAUAUUUUUACACUUCAUUUUAUGCCUUCCACAUCAGCUGUUCAUAUAGAUAACAAUAUUCUACUUAUCACCAAUGCUUCUAAAUUUCACCUACCUGUCCGAGCUUACACAGGAUUUCUAGAUUACUUUKUACUGUCUCCAAAAGCUGAGGAACGAUUUAUAGAUUUCGGCAUAUUGAGUGCAACAGAAGCUACCAGCAUUUUAUUUGCAGUMAUCAACAGCAAUCCAAUAGAGCUGGCUAUAAAARGUUGGCAUAUUAUAGGGGAUGGUUUGGCUGUAGAACUUCUAACAGCUGAAAAGGGAAACAGAACAACAAUAAUAGCAAAUCASCAUGAACUACAAAAUGCUACUGCAUCUGAUCAAUCUUCUGUGAUCCUAGCAUCAGGCUAUUAUGCAGUGUUCAGAGUAAAUCUAAUAGCGAAGGAUCUUGAAGGAAUUCAUGAUGGAGCUGUACAAAUCACGACGGAUUAUGAGAUUUUAACUAUACCUGUGAAGGCUGUGAUUGCUGUAGGCUCACUGACCUGCUCCCCAAAACAUGUUUUUCUUCCACCUUCCUUUCCGGGGAAAGUAGUUCACCAGAGCCUGAACAUUAUGAACUCCUUUUCUCAGAAAGUGAAAAUACAACACAUACGGUCCCUGUCAGAAGAUAUAAGGUUUUAUUAUAAGAGGCUUAGAAGUAAUAAAGAAGAUUUAGAGCCAGGAAAAAAAUCAAAGAUUGCAAAUAUUUAUUUUGAUCCUGGUUUACAAUGYGGAGAUCACUGUUAUGUAGGACUGCCUUUUCUAUCUAAAUCGGAAUCUAAAGUUCAGCACAGUGUAGCAAUGCAAGAAGAUGCAUGGGAUUCUGACUGGGAUUUGCAUGAGAGUUUAUUUAAAGAAUGGACAGAAAUAAAGGAGAACUCAAGCCAUAGAUUGAAUGCUGUAUUUGAAGUAGACACAGAUCUUCAGAAGGAUGUCCGGUUGAAAAUUACAGCAGAAAUGGCCUGGCCUUCCAUCCUUAGUUCACCACGCCAUCUAAACUUUCCUCUUACCAACACAAAUAGCUCAUCAGAAGAAGAAAUUUUUCUAGAAAAUCCAGCUGAUGUUCCUGUGUAUAUUCAGUUUCUUCCAGUAGCUCUGUAUUCCAACCCAUCCACUUUUGUUGAUAAGCUGUUAGAACGGUUUAAUUUGAGUAAACCAACUAAUUUCAAUCAGAGGACUCUAGAGUUCCAGGUCUUCAGAAAUUGUGUCCAACCACUACAUAGCACUGUGGGACUUACAAAGGGCUUGGCUCGCCAUUCCAUUUUAAGUCUAACAUUAAAACCUGGUGAGAGAAAGUCUGUCAAAGUAAAGUUCACUCCACUUCUUAAUAAAACUGUUUCAUCACUGAUUGUUAUCAGAAAUAACUUGACUGUAGUAGAUGCCAUAAUGGUACAAGGACAAGGAACAACUGAGAGCUUGAAGGUUGCAGGCAAACCUCCUGGUCCAGGAAGUUCUUUACGCUUUAAAAUCACAGAAGCAUUAUUAAAAGACUGUUCAGAAAAAAUGAAAUACAAAGAACCGAAUUUCACACUGAGAAGAACAUUUAAAGUGGAAAAUACAGGGCAGCUGCAGAUUAAUGUGAAAACAAUGGAAAUCAGUGGCUACACAUGUGAAGGAUAUGGAUUCAAAGUAGUUAACUGUCAAGAAUUUGCACUAAGUGCCAAUGCCUCUAAAGACAUUGUCAUAUUGUUUACACCAGAUUUCACUGCUUCCAGAGUUAUACGUGAAUUAAAAUUCAUCACUGCGGGAGGCUCUGAAUUUGUAUUUAUCUUGAACGCAUCGCUUCCAUAUCACAUGUUGGCAACGUGUGCAGAAGCGCUCCCCAGGCCCAACUGGGAACUGGCACUGUACAUAAUCAUCUCAGGAAUAAUGAGUGUACUCUUUCUCUUGGUAAUUGGAACAGCCUAUCUAGAAGCUCAAGGAAUUUGGGAGCCAUUUAGAAGACGCUUGUCCUUUGAGGCCUCAAAUCCUCCCUUUGAUAUGGGAAGGCCACUUGAUCUCAGGAGAAUAGUUGGAAUUUCAUCUGACGGAAACUUGAAUACACUUGGAUCGGAUUCUAAUCACAGUUCAUCCAGAGGAAUUUAUGGAGCAGGCAGUUCAUCUUCACGAUCCGGUGCAGGGAAUCAUAAGCAAUGCAAUGCAACAGCACACCUUCACAGCAAUAGAAAUGCACCUGAUGUUGAAAACAUCAAAUCCAAAACCAAUUCAAGUAUACCUAACAGGACUUCAGCACAAGCCGCUUCCAUGCAGUCAGUGAACAGAACGGGCUCCUUUAGCUUGGAUUCAGGUGCCACAGCUCAGACUCAUGCCGCAGGCAAAAGAGCCAAGGGGACGAGGCAGAACCAGCAGCUGAUACAGCAGCAGGCACCAGCUUUGGCAGAGCAGCCCCUCCAGCAACCCCCAGCAGCCGUGCCCCAGCAGCAAGAGCAACAGACUGAAAGUGCUUUGCCACAGCUCCCGCUGCUCAGCCCACCUCACAGUGAAUGUGCCAGCAGCAGAAGGCACAGCUCCGAGGAUUCAGAUCUCACUGGGCUCAUAGAAACUAUGGAAAAAGACUUUGACCACCCAGAAUCCCCUUCCCCUGAUGUGUUUACAGAACAGCCCCCAUCUCCACUAGCAAAAAACAAAGGUAAUACAAUUCUGCUUUAAUGGGCUUAUUCACUGUGUAAACCACCGGACAAGAUCUAGUCAACUGUAAAGGUCAUGUUUUCAU
Messenger RNA from Malurus melanocephalus (red-backed fairy wren), 4260 nucleotides. RefSeq names its product transmembrane protein 131-like. Lineage: Eukaryota; Metazoa; Chordata; Aves; Passeriformes; Maluridae. Bases 57 to 4196 code for a protein of 1379 amino acids. The record is from RefSeq and is a predicted model, not a curated record. Gene Ontology annotation, cellular component: membrane. The transcript is spliced from 31 exons.